CAUUAAAUCCACCACAGACCGAGAGAGAGAGAGGGGCCAGGCAGACCCCAUACCAAACAGAUGUUAUAAMCUGAGUGGGCGACCUGUCUCCACAUCAGUAAUAAUAAUGGACUAAUAGUUUUCCUCGCUGUCGCAGGUUUAAUUAAUGCUCCCUGUUCGCGGGGAGCUGGAGGAAGAUGAGCCUUUUCUCUUCGCCUGAGGAGGGUUUGCUGCUUGCUGCUGUGUGGGGGAGUGGGCUACAUCCUGUGGCGUUUCCUGUGUUUGUAAACUAGACGGUGCAGAAAACGUCGGCGAAGAAGCCUGUUUUUUUAAACUAGAUGAGUGAGGUGGGUGUGGCUUCCCACCAGCCCGACGACCAUCCUGACUGACGGAUCUCUGGACGACCUUGUCCCCACCCCUGUCCCUGCGUUCACAUAUCCCACAGCAAUGUCACAUCUGCCCAGCAGCUCAGUCCGCGACCAUAUGAAAUGGGCGGGGCUGCUUGGCUGCGAAGCUGUCCUCUCCAGCAUGGCCCUGAUGCAGGCCAGUACAAUGGCUGCUCCGCCUAAAAAGAUGAUGGCUCCACUUGGCCACACACCACCUCAGAGAGAGGGACCUGACCGUGGUCCCCAGAGCCAUAUGAUCCUCCCGUCUGGAAUGAGCUGUCCACCACUGCUCAUCAGGAAGGAAGGUGAAUUCCAAGCUCCCCGCUUGCUGGACGAGAAAGAGAUGAGGGCCAACGAAGACAUGCAGCAGAAAAAAAAGAACAGGAAAUCAGUAACGCCCUGUAAAGUGAGAGAACAAGACGGAAGGGGAGGGAAGGGUACAGGUGGUGAUGAAAACGGGCCUUCGUCCAAAGUUCAGAAGAAUUUUAUUUGUGAUCACUGUUACGGAGCAUUUAGAAGUGGAUACCACCUAAAGAGACACAUCCUCAUUCACACAGGGGAGAAGCCGUAUGCUUGUGCCGUAUGUGACAUGAGGUUUAUUCAGCGUUACCACCUGGAGAGACACAGCCUCAUUCACACGGGGGUGAAGCCGUACGCUUGUACCAUGUGUGACAUGAGGUUUUUCCAGCGUUACCACCUGGAGAGACACAGACUCACUCAUACGGGGGUGAAGCCAUACGCUUGCUCCAUGUGUGACAUGAGGUUCUUCCAACGUUACCAUCUGGCAAGACACACCCUCACUCAUACUGGGGUGAAGCCAUACGCUUGCUCCAUGUGUGAUAUGAGAUUUUUCCAACGCUACCACUUGACAAGACACAGCCUCACUCACACGGGGGUGAAGCCAUAUGCUUGCUCUAUGUGUGACAUGAGAUUUUUCCAGAGAUACCACCUGGCAAGACACACACUCACUCACACGGGGGUGAAGCCAUACGCUUGCUCCAUGUGUGACAUGAGGUUCUUCCAGCGUUACCAUUUGGCAAGACACACCCUCACUCAUACUGGUGUAAAGCCAUAUGCUUGUACCAUGUGUGACAUGAGAUUUAUUCAACGUUACCAGCUGGAGAGACACAGCCUUACUCAUACAGGGGUGAAGCCGUACGCUUGCACCAUGUGUGACAAGAGGUUUUUUCAGCGCUACCACCUGGCGAGACACAGCCUCACUCAUAUGGGGGUGAAACCUUAUGCUUGCACCAUGUGUGACAUGAAGUUUUUUCAACGUUACCACCUGGCGAGACACAGCCUCACUCAUACGGGUGUGAAACCUUAUGCUUGCACCAUGUGUGACAAGAGGUUUUUUCAGCGCUACCACCUGGCGAGACACAACCUCACUCAUAUGGGUGUGAAACCUUAUGCUUGUACCAUGUGUGACAUGAGGUUUUUUCAACGUUACCACCUGGCGAGACACAGCCUCACUCAUACGGGUGUGAAACCUUAUGCUUGCACCAUGUGUGACAAGAGGUUUUUUCAGCGCUACCACCUGGCGAGACACAGCCUCACUCAUAUGGGUGUGAAACCUUUUGCUUGUACCAUUUGUGACAUGAGGUUCGUUCAGCGUUACCACCUGGCGAGACACAGCCUGACUCAUACGGGUACGCCUCAGUGCACCUGCCCACCUACUUACAUUAUGUACAGUUCUGUGCAAAAGUUUUAGGCACAAAAAUGUUUGCAGUAAUCAGCUUUCACUGGAUAAAAUUGGCUGCAAGUGACAAAAUCAUAAACUUCACCAUCCAUAGGUUUUAAACAAGCACAAACACUCUUAAGUAAAUGUAUCCCAAGUAUUUAGGUUCCUGUUUUUUGAUGGGACAAAGUGAUUCAGGACAUUUUAGAUUGUUGUUGGUCAGAUUGUCCUGAUUGGUUAGAUUCUGUGUUUAGGUUCUUUGUYGUGUUGCGUAAUGAAGUUUAGACACGUUUAACAUACAGACUGACACUGUGAUAGAAAACAGAUAGUUUAGGCUCUCCACGGUUCUGUACAUAAUUGUGCCACAUGGAGGAUAGCUGUGUGUGCAUCAUAAUUUUGUGUGAAUUCUAAUGACUCACUUUGUGUGUAGUAUUAUUUUAAAUUUACAAGUUUGUGUCCUAAAGUUUCAGAAAUGGUUAAGAAUCUAAAUUAGGCAAAUCUGUUUUACUCUCCUGCUUUGUUUGUAGCAUCUUUGCAUGUUAAUUACACAUUCGUUUUUGAGCAAAUCUGUGUAGACUAGAUAAAAUGUCUAGACCAUAACAAAUACAUGAAGACUGGUAAAGAUAUUCUUAGCGCAUUUUUAUUUAUUUAGUCAUUAGUUUUUUUUAAUACUGUUUUUAGAUAAAACUAAUAAUAAUAUUUAGGUUGUGCUUAACAGUAUUAGUAUUUGCAAACUUUUCUCCUGUAAGUCAGUUAGAACUAAAAAUCACUUUUUUUAUUACUUAAUUGGUAAAGUGAGUUUGGAAAUUUUGUCUUAAAACUUAAACUUAAAGGGAUCCCUGAUC
Messenger RNA from Austrofundulus limnaeus, 2888 nucleotides. It is a transcript of the gene znf740a, whose product is annotated as zinc finger protein 740a. Lineage: Eukaryota; Metazoa; Chordata; Actinopteri; Cyprinodontiformes; Rivulidae. The record is from RefSeq and is a predicted model, not a curated record. Gene Ontology annotation, molecular function: RNA polymerase II cis-regulatory region sequence-specific DNA binding; DNA-binding transcription factor activity. Gene Ontology annotation, biological process: regulation of transcription by RNA polymerase II. The transcript is spliced from 18 exons. Bases 427 to 2076 code for a protein of 549 amino acids.